UGGUAUUUCCCUUCAAAAUUUCCUCUCAACUUUCUCGCUGUCCGUGGGAACCAAACUGGUCUCUGUCUCUCUCUCUCUCUUUCCCUGUCGUAGACACAGAAAAAGACAAGCGCACAUAACACUCUAGUCUCAUUCAUUUCUCUCCUUCACUUCCAAGCUUCUUCCCCUAACAUGAUCAGAGUUCAAAUCCUCACACUCUCACGCCAUUUUCGGUUAUGAAUCCCCCCGCCAAUCCCACAGCACCACCACCUCCUCCUCCAGCAGCCGCAGCACCACCGCCAUUGUUGCCCCCACAACCUCCAUUGCAGCCUCACCGACCUUCCACCUCCUGUGACCGUCAUCCAGAAGAGCAUUUCACUGGAUUCUGUCCCAUAUGCCUUUGCGAACGCCUAGCCGUACUCGAUCCCAACUCCUCUACUGCUUCUUCUUCCUCUGCCCGCAAGCCCCCCAUUUCCUCUACCGCUGCCGCCGCACUUAAAGCCAUUUUCAAGCCCUCCUCCGUCUCCGGCGCAGGCGGUCGUAGCAACAGACCGCCUAGUUCAUCGUCAUUCUUACCUGAGCUUCGUCGCACCAAGUCUUUCUCUGCUUCGAAAAACGAGGGCUUCUCUGGGGUUUUUGAGCCUCAAAGAAAAUCUUGUGACGUUAGGGUUCGUAGCACUCUCUGGAAUCUCUUCCAUCAGGACAACGAGCGGAACCCUUUUAAGAAGGAAGCUUCUAGAACUGGUUCUGGAAGUGGUGAAGCUGAAGCGGAAACUAAGAACUUAGCAUCUUCCAGUGUUCAGGGUCCGGUUAUAGAGUCACAAGAAGAAGAGGAGGACGAAAUCAAGGAGGAGAACGUUGAGGAGAAGGACGAGGAGGAGGACAAGGGGGAAGACGAGGACGAGGACGGGAUUAGGGUUUUGGAGGAACCCAAUUCGGGGAAUGUGAUUGAAAACAGAGUUCAAGAAAUAGUCGAGGAAGAGGAGCUAGAGGAAGAGUUAAAAACCAUGAAGGACCAUAUAGAUCUCGAUUCACAAGCUAAAAAGACUUCCGGAGGGAGACAUCUCAAAGAAAUUGCAGGUAGUUUUUGGUCUGCGGCUUCGGUCUUCAGCAAAAAAUUGCAGAAAUGGAGGCAUAAGCAGAAGAUGAAGAAGCAUAGAGGCGGUGGCGGGUCUGCCACAUUGCCGGUGGAAAAGCCAAUCGGAAAGCAAUUCCGGGAGACCCAGUCAGAGAUCGCCGAUUACGGGUUUGGACGCAGGUCGUGCGACACCGAUCCGAGGUUCUCGCUCGAUAUUGGCCGGAUGUCGCUCGAUGCGGGCCGGAUAUCGUUUGAUGAUCCUCGAUACUCAUUCGACGAGCCUCGUGCUUCCUGGGAUGGCUACUUGAUCGGAAGAACUGUUCCGAGGAUGCCCCCAAUGCUUUCUGUGGUGGAAGAUGCGCCGGUUCACGUUCUAAGGUCCGAUACUCAAAUCCCAGUCGAAGAGCCAAUGAAUGCGAUCAAUGAGGGCGAGACAGUUCCGGGGGGGUCAACGCAGACCCGAGAAUACUACUCCGAUUCAUCCUCUCGCCGGAGGAAGAGCCUUGAUAGGUCCAAUUCCGUUAGAAAAACUGCGGCAGCAGUUGUGGCUGAGAUGGACGAGUUGAAGUCAGCUUCAAACGCUAAGGUCACUCCAGCCACUUCAGAAUACGUACACCCGAAGAUGGUCUUACCCGAUAGAAUUUUAAGGGACUCCAACUCGAAUUCUCUUAGAGAUGACUGCUCAGAUCAGACAUUUGAACUGGGUUUUGGAGACACCGCGUCUGUGAUCGGAGCUGGCGACCAGAAAGGGUCGUCUAAGAAGUCACGCCGGUGGAGCAAGGGGUGGAACAUAUGGGGUUUAAUAAAUCGGCGAGGAGGAAACAAAGACGAGGAAGAAGAUAGGUAUAGUAGAACCAAUGGGACUGAACGUUCAUUCUCAGAAUCUUGGCAUGAUCUGGGCAGUGAAAGAAUUAGAGACACCAGAAAUGGUUUCAAUCCCAAGGUGUUGAGAAGCAACAGUAGUGUGAGCUGGAGAAACGGACAUAGUAUGAACGGAUCAUUUGGUGGCAGUAUGAGGAAGAAUGGUUUUCAUGGAAGCAAGGGAAGAGACAACAGGGACGAGUUUGUAUUGGAAAGGAAUAGGAGUGCGAGGUAUUCGACUAGCGACGCAGACAAUGGACUCUGGCGAUUCUACUUGACACCCAUGAGAGUAGGAGGCGGAUGGAGAAAUGUUGGGUCCUCCGGCAAAACCAAGUCGAACCAGGCACAGUCCAUUGCUAGAAGCGUGCUUCGAUUGUACUAAAACUAAAGGUCCCUUGAGGUCGUUCUUUUGGUUUGAUGUUGUUAAUGUUGCUGCAUUUGUUCUGUAAAACCACACACAUGCCCUCUGUAUUCUUCUUGAUGGUUAUUUGGUUGGUUGGUUGGAUAAA
This is a messenger RNA of Prosopis cineraria, 2427 nucleotides long. RefSeq names its product protein OCTOPUS. Gene Ontology annotation, cellular component: plasma membrane. The coding region runs from base 216 to 2300 and encodes 694 amino acids. The record is from RefSeq and is a predicted model, not a curated record. NCBI's taxonomy places the organism in Eukaryota, Viridiplantae, Streptophyta, Magnoliopsida, Fabales, Fabaceae. The transcript has a single exon.